UUCCAAUAUUCAAAUUACUCCGGGAAGCAGAAAGCGCUCUGCAUCGGAAUCAACUAUAAAGGUCAACGACGUGAGCUUAGGGGCUGCAUUAACGAUGUGUACAAUGUGAAGCGGUUCUUGACAUCCAAGUGGGGCUACAAAGAGGGCGAUAUUGUGACGUUGGUUGAUGACACCAAUAAUUCGAGGCAAAUGCCAACAAGGCGAAAUAUUCUGGAUGCAAUGCGUUGGCUUGUGAAUGACGCCCAUCCCCACGAUUCGCUGUUUUUCCACUACUCGGGUCAUGGGGAUCAGGUUCCAGAUAAGGAUGGAGAUAAAUUGAAUGGGCUUGAUGAAGUGAUAUACCCUGUCGACCAUAGGAAGGCGGGAAUAAUUCUUGAUCACGAAAUGCACCAGAUUAUGGUGAAAUCGUUGCCAGCAGGCUGUCAUUUGAUCGUAAGUCUUAAUUCUUGUCACUCACGCACGGCACUAAAUUUGCCAUACACUUACAGUUCGAAUGGACACCUCAAGGAAAGUCAUAUAACUCCUCGGUAUCGAGCAUUGAAUGCUACAGGUGCCUACGUGAUAUCAUUCGCUGGCCGUCAAGCCAGUGCUGAUACGACGCGGGGCGGUAUGGCUGUCGGGGCUAUGAGCUACGCUUUUGUUACGGCUCUGGCACGGAAGCCAGUGCAAAGUUACCAAGAGCUACUCAAGUCUGUUAGGGACAUUCUGAAGCAGGAUUACCAACAGAAACCGCAGCUGUCGAGCUCAUACCCAAUC
This is a messenger RNA of Suillus clintonianus, 756 nucleotides long. Its product is annotated as peptidase C14, caspase domain-containing protein. Gene Ontology annotation, molecular function: cysteine-type endopeptidase activity. The transcript is spliced from 13 exons. The annotation marks the transcript as partial. Gene Ontology annotation, biological process: proteolysis. The record is from RefSeq and is a predicted model, not a curated record. Lineage: Eukaryota; Fungi; Basidiomycota; Agaricomycetes; Boletales; Suillaceae.